Messenger RNA from Xenopus tropicalis (tropical clawed frog), 718 nucleotides. RefSeq names its product mitochondrial ribosomal protein L32 (gene mrpl32). Lineage: Eukaryota; Metazoa; Chordata; Amphibia; Anura; Pipidae. Gene Ontology annotation, cellular component: large ribosomal subunit; mitochondrion. The coding region runs from base 27 to 572 and encodes 181 amino acids. Gene Ontology annotation, biological process: translation. The record is from RefSeq and is marked provisional. Gene Ontology annotation, molecular function: structural constituent of ribosome. The transcript is spliced from 3 exons.
UGACAGCAGAGGAGGUCGAUGGGAACAUGGCGUUCUCUAGUGGACUAGUUGGAGGUGCAUUUAGUUCAUUGCUUAAAUGGUGUUUGCGAGUCGAACAAAGUGGAUUGCGCAUUUUGGGCUUGAGCCCUUGGUCUCCGGGCCCAGCUCUGGCAGUGCAGGGUCCAAUAUCCUGUCCCUUUCCAGAUGUGCAUUCUGAUGAUAAAGACUCUGCCCCAGGAUUUAUGGAUAGCAUUUUCUGGAUGGCUGCACCCAAAAAUAGAAGAACAAUUGAAGUUAAUCGCUGCAGAAGAAGAAAUCCAAAUAAAUUAAUAGAGGAGAAGACCAAUGUUGACGUGUGCCCUGAGUGUGGACAUCUCAAAUUAAAACAUGUUUUGUGUGGUUACUGUUAUGAGAAAGUUCAGCAAGAGACCCAUCUAAUAAGGAAAGAAAUAAAAGCAAAAGAAGGCGGGCCAUUUAGAGCUCCCACAAAAGAGACAGUGGUCCUUUAUGAUGGUGAAAAGGCACGAUCAGAAGAUGAAGAGAAAAGGGUUAUUGAAAGAAGCCGUAAGCGUCCUUUAUGGUUUGCUUAUUGAUAGGAUUUUCUAUUAUUUGUUGUUAGGCAAAAGGAUUGUAAUAAGAAUCCAUAACGUUCCCUUGUGGUUUUCUUAUUUAUGUGGUUCUAUUAAAUAUAAAGUAUUUCACAGUUGUUGUAAAAUAAAAUACAAAUCUUUGUAGUAAA